UACCCAAGCGACGCCAUGGCAUCGAAGGUCUUCGUUUUGCUGGUGGCCGCCUUCGUGGCCGUGGCCGUGGAGGCCUCCUUGGCGCCGUCCGCGCGCCUCCGCGGCGGCCUGCGCGCCCUGGUCGACGACCCCGAGUGCGCCUCCAAGAGGCAGCUCACGUGCAGCGACUGCAAGACCCAGGUCCGCUGCGACAAGGUCGGAGGCGUCUGGUUCUACCUCGGCACCAACACCUGCGGCGGCACCACGCCCUACUGCGAGCCCGUGAACGGCACCUGCACCGGAGACGUGUCGCUGGUGGACGACAAGUGCACCGAGCCCGAGCCCGUCAACACGUUCAACUGCCCGUCGGACGGCUACUGGCCCGACGUCACCAACUGCGCCAAGUACUACAUCUGCUCGGACGGCAAGGCGUACGCCUACGACUGCAGCUCGUUCGGCAACGCCGUGUACGACCACAAGAGCUCCUCGUGCCUGGCCAGGUCGGAGGCGACGUGCGUCACGCUGACGUGCCGCUCGCCGGGCUCGUUCGUCGCCUACAACCCGGACCCGUCCAUCUACUCCUUCUGCCGGAGCACCAACUCCAGCGAGGCCGCGGUGCUCAAGUGCGAGGAGGGCAGGACCUUCAGCACCAUCAACAACGAGUGCCAGGUGGCGUGCACCAAGGCCGGGCGCAUCGCCCUCGCCGACAAGAAGCGCUUCUACGACUGCGUGGACCUUGGUAACGGCAGGAUGAGCCAGCCCACGCCCGGCAGGUGCCCCGGCACCAGCGAGUUCAACCCCAGCCUGGGCCGGUGCGCCGAGAAGGGCGCCCCGGUCGUCACCACGCCCGCCCCGCGAACCACCACCCGCGCGCCCACCACCGUGCCUUGAAUCAAGGCCCUUGAUCGCGCCAGUCCUCAAUAAAGCUCAGUCCAAAGAACA
This is a messenger RNA of Thrips palmi, 921 nucleotides long. RefSeq lists its product as uncharacterized. Gene Ontology annotation, cellular component: extracellular region. Gene Ontology annotation, molecular function: chitin binding. The record is from RefSeq and is a predicted model, not a curated record. Lineage: Eukaryota; Metazoa; Arthropoda; Insecta; Thysanoptera; Thripidae. Bases 16 to 870 code for a protein of 284 amino acids. The transcript is spliced from 3 exons.